Molecule: messenger RNA, 3279 nt
Organism: Biomphalaria glabrata
Lineage: Eukaryota; Metazoa; Mollusca; Gastropoda; Planorbidae
Exons: 6
Coding region: 1281-2321 (346 amino acids)
Source: RefSeq, a predicted model, not a curated record
UGGUCAGACGCCAGAAUGUGUGACAAUCAGGCGGUGUGGCGAAACCAGGCGGACUGACGACCGAGCGACAAAUCUAUUGUGGAUGGUAGACUCCUAAAUGUCAAGAGUUUUCGCAAUGUUUGCAUUGCUGGAUUUGUUCCUAAUGCUGAUGUGUGUUUACUAGAGAUAAAAACGUGUGUUUACUAGAGAUAAAAACCUGUGCUUUCUAGUUUAUACUUGUUGUGUUAAUCAGAGUUUCCACCAAAUGGAUAAAAAACGCACUCGGAGAUAUUCAGACACGAUCACGUGAUUUCUCUGAACCAGCAUGGAGAGACGUAACCAUUUGUUUUUCUAAAUGAAAACUAAUGGAUUCUGUUGUUUCUGUUUCUUAGUGUGCAUAGAAACUGUGACAUUUUUUUUCAAGUCAUUUAUUAACUAAGCUGUAUGACAAUAAGUCAUUAAUCAACUAAACCCUAAACAUGUCAUUCAAUCAUAUCACUAUGGCAUGGUUUUAAUUCGUAUCAGUAUGACAUGUCAUUAAAUCAUAGUAAUUGUUUGCCAAUGAAAGAUCAAGAAAUACACUUUUGAAACAAGUGAUGACCUGACACCAGAGUACUUGUAACAAUGUGAUGUACAAUGUAGAGAAGGACUUUGAAUGGUGAAAAGUAAAGGAGCUGUGUUAGGAAAUAUUGAUGAACUUUAUUUUAAAUUAAUUUCCAAAGAACUUUUAAUAUUGAACUUACAGAAGCUUUUGUCUAUAAUUGUUCAUGCAGACCUUGUAAGAAAGGAAUAACAGAGCAGUAAUGUCUCUCUAUGCACUGGCAUUGAAAGUCUUUUCAUCUCGGAAGACGACCUAGAUCUACAUAAUGGCGCCACUGAAAAAAAAACACUGGAUAUUUAAUAGUCAUUGAUAGCAUUUGACUUGAUUGCUAACAGUGAAUUUCAAUAGGAAUUUUAAUUUAAUUUUCGACUGUGGAAAUCAAAGUUCACUAGUAUGUGUGAUUGGGAUGUGAGCACGCUAAAACACAACUUUCUAUUCACUCAGAAUGUAGUGCACGCGGAUGUGUUCACUCAAUGUGGAUAAUUUAUUACAAUUUUAGCUUAUAUACGAAACGCAAAAGUUAAAUGAAGAUUCUGUGUGAUAUAUUUACGAUAGCAUGGCUUCAGUUGCUUCAACAGAUACCUAAUAAUCUUUCACCACUCGUGGACGUCAGUUUACUCAACUUGUAAAGUGCAGCGACCUUCACCUUUUGUGGAGCAUAAGAUCCGGUGUGUGAUAGGUUAUCUGAACAUCUGAAGAGAUGGACAAAGUUUUCAGAAAUGCCCUUGACCCUCACGGCAGACUGCAAAUACGUAUUCAGCCAAGCCAGGACAACAGCUCUUGGGUCGGCGUCAUUGAGGACACAGGUCGAACCAGCGAUGACGACAUAGGUGCUCUGUACUACGUGGUGGCGGUCAUCUUCAUCUACGGACUGUCCAUCGUGAUGAUGAUAGCCUCCCACAUACGGAAAAACAAACAGGACAGUCAGCUGAGGACCUAUCUAAAAGAAAUGGCUAAUCUGCGAAAAUCAGAUCGACGCGAAAAGGUUCUAAGCAAGAUGAACGACCUGGCCAAUCGACGUAAGAAGCAAGAAGCCAUGGAAGCGAAGAAGACAAAGAGUCAUGUCAUGGUGAACAAUGCUACAGGCGACGGGGAGGCAGAAGUUUGUCAACUGCUGACCAAAAAAGAGGACGAUAAUACAGACUCUGUCUUCUUGCCGCCUGAAUUUUGUAUUUCGCCAUUACAAUCUAAAAAAUUUGACUGCCUAAGCGAUGUCGGAUCUUACAGGAACGCCAGUGUCAGCAGCAGGGGCUCAGGCAGAAAUAACAGCACCAGUUCUUGCAUCAACAGCAAUGUGCCUUCCGCCACUCAGUCACCGGCUCUCUCCGAAUCAAGAUACGAUUCGUCGUCAGACCGUCCGGAACCACAUCGAUUACGUUCCCCGAACUUUCACGACUAUCACCGUUGGAGGAAGGGAGACAACACUCGCUCAAUAGGUGGCCAAGAUUUCAAAACUGUUAGAAUACAAGAGAGAUUAUCUCCCAGUCCUGUUGAAAAAAGGUCAGCCCUAUCCCCCACAGACAGUUUCACUGAGUUCCGUGUCUCUCUACAGUCAGAUCAAGAUCGAUCCUUGGCUAUUCAUCAACCUCCAACUUACAAAAGAGGCGCCCCAAACUCCUUCACGCCAAACAAUGUCAAAUUUCAUCCCAGCACUGAUAUGAAACAGGCUUUCAAAGUCCUUGAAAUCAAGCACACCAUCCCAGCCAGUUUUCAGGUUGUAGACGAGGACGCUUCCUUAUGACCCGAACCAAAUGCAGCCAUUGUCAAUGCACACUUUAGUGUAUGGGUGUAGCACAAGCAUGGUCAGGACGACUUCAGGGCUACAGUCAAGUAGACUGAAUACAUAAUUCACUACUGAAAAUGACUGACAGUGUACUUGACUUGACUUUCACUUGUUCUCCAUUAACAAAUGGCAAUUCCAGGAAAAACAAUCAUAAAUUGCAAAUGUUUUAUAGAUGUCAUGACUUCAACUAUUCGUCAUUCAUGGGAUGUCACAUAAUGGCAAGCUAUUGAAUGUGUUGACUUGUAUUCAAUAACCACUAUAAAUAAUGUAAAUACGGUAUUUGGAAUGUCUUAUGUAUAUAUAUUUUCACUAUUCCAUCUGAAUGGAAUCUAUAUUAAAUUUCUUUGACGGUUUAGUACUGUAGUUUAAAUUUUAUUUUCAACAUAAUAAAAAUGAGCCUUUAAAAUCCAAACCUGUACACAAUCUAGCAUACAACAUCUUUAUGACAUUCUCCUCUUUCUGUACUGUCUGAUACUACAAUUAAACAGAUGAUUAAACUCAAAUGAACAAAAAUGGGACUUAUUUCUCAAGGAAAAUAAUAGAAUUUCUUCCUACCAUAAAUUACUUCAAGAACCUAAAACUUAAUGUUAAAGACAAAUAUAUAACUAGGCAGCAUAGUUUGAAAAGCAUUAAUGUCAACUGUUUCAAUUAAAAAAGAAAAAGCUAGUUGCUUCUUUAUUCAAUUUAUCAUUGGCGGAACUCCCAAACUGUAUUCAAGGCAAGAGAACAUGAUGCCUUCAUAAUUAUAACAAUUGCCCAAUAUCAACCUCACCUAUACCUAUUCUGUUGAAAUUCUGCAAACAUUAAUGCAACAUAUAUUUCCUAAAUCUGCUUUUAACCAAUUGGGUUAAUUUUGUUUUGACAAUUAAUUUUAGAGUGAACUAAAGUAGGAUUCAAGUACAAGUAACACAGAAUU